UCGAGCAAUCCCUGUAUAAAGACCCAUUGCAACCAAAAUCUGGCUCAUCGCUUCCCGAAAGGGCCAUGACCUAUGACCCACAUAAAAUAAAAAUUGUCCUAGUUUUCUUCCCAACAUAUCUUCCAUCCGUCGCCGUUUCAUUUUGCCCAUUCAAUUCUUCUUUUUUUUUAGCCAAUUUUGACCAUUCUAUUUACUUAUCAGUUAUCAGUUUAUUUUCUGUAGUUUCCUGCCAAAAUUAAGAGCCGUCACCGCUAUUUCACAACUGACCUGCAAAACGCUGACGUUUUUUUCCUUAACACAACUCAAUAAUGCCGAAAUUUAACGGUAUUUUAACGGUAGCCGUUAUCUUUGCAUUCCUCUUCAAUUUCUCUCUCGCCCUAGACUCCUUGCUUGCCACAGAUGAAAAUUGCCUAAGAAGAUCUCUGUUUUCGGGGAUUCUAAGCCAAGAUUAGGAAGGAUUCUCUCCGGUUCAGGCGAGAAAAAAAAAGGUGAUUUUUUUGUGAUAUUCAUCGAUGAAAGUUCAUUACUUUGUAAUUCAGAAGUGAAAUAUGGUUUGGGUUUCUUUCGUUUUGUUAGUUUCAUGAGCUUUGGGUUUGAUUUGGUGAGAUUGUAAGCUGUUUUGUGGACUAAAACAAGAAAGCUCUUUUCAGUGGAUAAGGGAAGAAAAAGGGUGAUUUUUUUCAUGAUGUUUAUCGAUGAGCUGAAGUGAAAAAGUAUUGGGUUUUUUCCUUCCUUUUUUGUUGGUUUGAUGGGCUUGGUUUUGAUUUGGUGAGAGUGAGAUUAAUAGUUGUUCUUUGUACUAAAAGGGAAUACUCUUAUAGUGGAUAAGGUCUUAAGAAAAUGGGAGAAGAUUUGCUUACAAGCUUGUCUAUCGAAAAUCACCACCCAUCAACAGUUUUAUCUAUGGAUUCAAGUUCAGUCUCUCAUGAGGAAUUAGAUAGAGAGAUGAACCGGUCAAUUGCUCUUUCUAGACCACCUGAUAUUAAUCUUAUUCCUCUGUCUGCUGAGCGUAGUCCUCCACAAUCAUGGAAUUCUGAUCCAUUAGAUAUGUUAGAUGUUGCUCUUGCAACUCAUGUCAAUGAGGCUGAUACUUUGGUUACUGUGUCCAAAAGCGGGCGUAAAUGUGCCAAGAGAUUGGAUAGCGUUUGGGGUGCUUGGUUUUUCUUUAGCUAUUAUUUUAAGCCUGUGUUUAAUGAGAAAUCAAAAGCUAAGGUGACAAGGGAUGGAAGUGGAGUUUCAGGGUUUGAUAAGUCAGAUCUUGAGCUAGAGUUGUUUUUGGUUCAGCAUGAUAUGGAGAAUAUGUAUAUGUGGGUUUUUAAGGAGAGGCCUGAGAAUGCAUUGGGUAAGAUGCAGUUGAGGAGUUACAUGAAUGGGCAUUCACGUCAAGGGGAGCGGCCUUUUCCAUUUAGUGCUGAUAAGGGAUUUGUUCGAUCACAUAGGAUGCAGCGAAAGCAUUAUAGGGGUCUUUCUAAUCCUCAGUGUGUGCAUGGAAUAGAGGUUGUUCCAUCACCCAAUCUAAAGGGUCUUGAUGAAGAAGAGCAAAAGAGGUGGAUGGAACUUACAGGAAGAGACCUGAACUUCUCAGUUCCGCCUGAAGCUAGUGAAUUUUGUACCUGGAGGAACCUUACUAACACAGAAUUUGAGCUUGAUAGACCCCUUCCUGCUUUGAAAACUCACCCACAGCCUCAUCAAAAAAAACUGCUUAAUGGAUCUGGUUUAAAUUUGUCAACUCGGCCUUCAAACCAUGCAAAUGGUGUUGUUAUGGAUCUCUCCCCUGUCAGCAACAAGAGGAAAAAGGAUUUGUUUCUAAAUGGCAAUGAUGAAGACUGUUGUUUGCUCAUUAAUCAGUAUAAUGAUAGGGUCAAUGAUACAGAGAUGCACCCUAUUGAACCACCCUGGUUGAAUGAGUUUAGUGGAGUAAUGAGAACUGUCUAUGGACCAGUUACAGCUGCAAAAACUAUUUAUGAGGAUGAACAGGGAUACCUAAUUAUCAUCAGCUUGCCUUUUGCUGAUCUUAAAAGGGUCAAAGUUUCUUGGUGGAAUAAUCUGAUGCAUGGUGUUGUAAAGAUAUCAUCUAUAAGCAGAGCUUGCAUGCCCUUUAUUAAGAGAAAUGAUAGAACAUUCAAGCUUACAGAUCCAUCUCCCGAGCAUUGUCCUCCGGGAGAGUUCAUAAGGGAAAUAUCUCUACCAACCAGGAUUCCGGAUGAUGCUACGCUAGAAGCAUAUGGUGAUGAAACAGGAACUGGUCUUGAAAUCAUAGUGCCAAAGCACCGUGCAGGUCCAGAAGAACACGAGGUUCACGUCUGCCUUCGUCCUCACCUUGGACCCAAUGAGCUUCUGCUGUCUUGACUUUCCAUUGAGGCUUUCAUUGGAGAAAUACAAAGAUAGGUGUUGUGCAAAUAGCAUGGAUCCAGGACUACUUUCAAGCGUCAACAUUGAAAUUCAAGUGUACCACCUUAUCAUACUUGCUGUACGUUAAGGUGAAUGCAAUUCCUCAUUUUUCCUAUACCCUCUGCAAUUUUUUUUAUUCCUAUUACUUUUAUUGACCCAUCUGAUGGCUCGUUGGCCUGAUUUUCUAGCUUUUGUAUCUUUUUAAGACAUUGAGGAUAUUAUUUCACGAAGUGGCAUUUUUUCUUCUCGUUAUGCACGGCAAAAGAAGAGCGAUGGAUAUAUAUCUUAACGUUUUGAUAAAAUUUGUAUAUUAUACUUGCCAUAUUCUUGCACUAUAUUUCUUUCUACCUCAACGUUUAUUAGAGAUCAUUUUUAAGUUAAUAUGGUAA
Molecule: messenger RNA, 2780 nt
Organism: Durio zibethinus
Lineage: Eukaryota; Viridiplantae; Streptophyta; Magnoliopsida; Malvales; Malvaceae
Source: RefSeq, a predicted model, not a curated record